Messenger RNA from Lycium ferocissimum, 477 nucleotides. RefSeq lists its product as uncharacterized. The record is from RefSeq and is a predicted model, not a curated record. Bases 1 to 477 code for a protein of 158 amino acids. Gene Ontology annotation, molecular function: nucleic acid binding; zinc ion binding. NCBI's taxonomy places the organism in Eukaryota, Viridiplantae, Streptophyta, Magnoliopsida, Solanales, Solanaceae. The transcript has a single exon.
AUGCUUGUUUAUUUGUUAAAUGGUUCUCAGGUUGAAGCGUCAACUGAAUAUGUUUACACAGUGAAUGAUGGACCGAGGCGUUUCAUAAUAGAUUUGAAGAAGAAAACUUGCAGCUGCAGGAUGUUCCAACUAGACGAGAUACCGUGUUCUCAUGCAUGGGCAGUAUUGAAGAAUAAAAAUUUGAUUCGAUGUAUAUUGUUCGGAUUUAUUCAAGCCGGAAACAUUGUGAACACAUAUGAUGUGCCGAUUGAUCCUCUUCCCGAUGAGACCGAGUGGAAUGUUCCUAAAAGUAUAUUAGAUGAAGUUGUUAUGCCACCGAUCUAUAAGAGACCCCACGGGACGCCAAAAAAGAAGAGGGACAAGCCAUUACAGGAGUUGAUGAUUGGUAAACGCAGAAAUUCGUGCGGUAAAUGUGGACGUCUUGGUCAUAAUAGGCGUUCGUGUGAUAAUCCGCCGCUCAAUAAGAAGAAUAAAUAA